Molecule: messenger RNA, 778 nt
Organism: Leptinotarsa decemlineata (Colorado potato beetle)
Lineage: Eukaryota; Metazoa; Arthropoda; Insecta; Coleoptera; Chrysomelidae
Product: proline-, glutamic acid- and leucine-rich protein 1
Biological process (GO): rRNA processing
Cellular component (GO): nucleus
Source: RefSeq, a predicted model, not a curated record
AGUUCGUUUACUUUUAUUUCCUAGGUGUUAGGUUAUGUUGAGAAUGCAAAGCGAAUAUGACUUCUAACUUACUUAAAAUUUAAAAUAUAAACUCUCUCCGAUAAACUCAUCAGUGAAGUAAGCAAAAACGAAUUCUCAGUUUUAAAAAAUCACACCACUUUGUGCUUAUCAAUAUCCUCACAAAAUGCCUUUGACUAGUUCUCAACUUGAAGAAAUUUCAAAUUAUGAUGACUGCAUGGAAUCCAUAUUUUCAAAUAUUUUGAACCUGAAUUUACAAUGCCAUACUAGUGAAGGAGUGGUCAUUAGUUUAGUGAAUAAAUUGCUCUCAGUUACCAAAAGCCGUUUACAAGGUUUCGUAUUCUUGAAUUUGAUAAUCAAUAAUUGCUCCAGUGGAAUCAUAAAAGAGAAUGCACUGAAUUGGAUCAAUCACUGCCUAGUGAAAUAUUCGGGGGAUAGCCUGAAAGAGAUGAAGCUGAUUUUAAUUGGAAAAAUCGUUGAAGUGGCAUACAACGAGCAGGAAUUUACUAAAAGGUUUAUAUCGGAGUAUAUAAGCAAAGUUCUUGAAAUGUGCCUAUCACCACACACAUAUUCCCAAGAGAAAAAUUCAGUUUUGGAAACCCUGGCCAUAUGUAUGAAACGAUACUCCAGCUGGUUCACCAACCACAAAAACCGAAUAGAAACUUUUCUCCUUCAGAGUUUGGAAGAUUCAUCAAAAUCAGUUGUGAAAAAAGCUGCAAUUGCUUUCCAUCAUCUACAGCAGGUUAGAUAUACUAUGUAG